GGGUACGCGCAUUAGCACUGCGCAGAGAAACGUCCAGCUCUUUCCUCUCUCGUCUCUGCAGCGUGCAGCAGCCCAGGUUCACUCAGCUCAGCUGUACCAGAUAAACUGCAAGUAAGGCGUUUCUACUGCACAUUUGAGUUUUCAUCAUUUGCUACAAGUAAAGGGUGUAUCGUGUUUUACAUUUGUUUGAAGUUGGGCUAAGUCUAAUUAACGAAAUACACUUCUUUUAUCACAUCAGGCUUAUGUAACACAAAAACAGUGAUGUGAAACCAGGCAAAAGGUUCUCUUUUUAUGUUUUACGUGCAUUAUGAAAAUGAUCAUCUAGCUUAUUAUAUAACCGUGCCUUGAAUUGUAAGAUGUAUGUUUUGUGGUCAGACCAAACCCUUCAAGUUCAAGUCAAAGUUUCGAUUUGAGGACAGUGAAUAUUCUUGUAAAACCAGUUUACACUGAACAGGUAAGACGUUUAUAUCAGGAUAAAGGUCAAAACAGUGAUUCACAUGCUGAUAACAUGACUUUGCACUUUAUCCUGACUUCUGUUUUUCGGGAUCUUUUCAUUUUAUCUAAGUUUAAAGUUGAAAACAUGGACUUUUAAACCAAAUGAACACUCUAAGGUGUGAACUGUGUGUACCAUAAAACACAGUGGGAUAUGAGAUAUGAUCUUAACAUGUUGGAUGUCUGAUCAUUUAAAUAAUGCUCGUUUGACUGUCAUCUCCAGUGUUGUAGAUGUCAAGAAAAUUGGCACACACAAAAAAAAAAGAGUCACCAUGACUCAGCAAAAUUUUGUGUUUUUUAUUUUUAUUUUUUAUCUUAUCUUUGGACCUGACUGACUGCAUUCUUAACUCCCAUUGUUAAAAAGUACUUUUCAAUAAUAAUUGUUGUACAUCUUUUUUUUUUCAUGUUUCAAAACAUGUAUUAUGAUUUUUGUCUACUGUGUGUGAUUUUGUAUUUUAUUUGAUAUAUCUCUUAUGUUUUGGCAGACAUGUCCUCCAAGGUUGCCGUGGUAACAGGCAGUAACAAGGGCAUUGGUCUUGCCAUAGUCCAAGCACUCUGCAAGCAGUAUCAAGGAGAGAUUUACCUCACUGCCAGAGACAAGUAAGUAUCUCAGCUGGACCAGGCUGAUGUACUGCAUAAAGCCUUCCCAUCUUUCUACACCAAAAUGUCACCAACAAGGAUCUUUUGUGUGUCUGUAUUGAUGUAGUUAUGACUUGAAUGCUGCAUUGCUAAAGUUCAUAAAGACAAAUUUAACUUGUGAUUUGUAAAUUGAAGAAGCACUCAAAGCCAUUGCUUCUGCAUCAAGGUAACUAAUGGGAAUAAAGUCCUAGUAAAAUUAAAAUCACCUUAAAUUCUGUUUGUGCAGUGGUCGUGGUCAGGCAGCUGUGCAGUCUCUGGCCUCUGAGGGGUUAAAGGUCAAUUUCCACCAGCUGGACAUUGACAACUUGGACAGUAUCAAGACUGCAGCAACAUACUUCAAAGAGAAGUAUGGGGGAGUGGACGUCCUUGUUAAUAAUGCUGGGAUAGCAUUUAAAAGUAAGAUGACAAUCAUAUAUGCUCAUUUAAAACAACCUCACUACUGUGUUACAGACAUUGAAAGAACUACUUACACUGCAGCUUAGAGAGCAGCGUCAUUCUUGUAUCAUUAUGGAAAAAUAAAUGACACUGAGGUGUUAUUUGACUUACAAUUUGUAUUUUUAAAUAUAAUUUUAACUUACUUAUAACGUCUUAACAACCUUGCCUUUGUACUCCGUCAUUAUUGCCUCAAACCAGUAAGAGUAUUAAUAUCAAAAUGCACUUUUCACAUUAAAUCAGCGUCCUUAUUGAGAGAAGUUCAGAAUAAACAUAAUGUUCUAAAUUGUACUCAUAUUAUAAAGGUCACUAAGGAAAUUAAAACAAAUAAGACGAGUUAAGAAAGCUGAGUUAGUUCCUCAAGUCCUGAAAGGUUCUUGCUUUUGCAAAACUGUUCACAAAUGAUAAAGUCUAACACAAGCUGUGUCAAUGUCUGUCAGCUUCAACACAAAAAUAAACUGAAGGGUAGAGAUUCAAGUAACUUUAUUUUUCUCAGAGGGGUAAUUCAGGCAACACAGUCAACAGCAGUACUCAGAAAUCGAGGUGACUACUAAUCCGUUGUUUGGGGGCAUGUCAUAAAAAUAACUUUUAAAGCGCCAAAUUCAGACAACUUAAGUACAAGUUUAUGAGGACAGGUCUAAAUCUCAGUUACCUCUAUCAGCAUUCAGCAGCAGAAGGAACAAAAAAGUUUGAAUAAGUGUUACUUUUCAUCAGGGGUGGCUCCUGUUUGCAUUAAAGAGAAGUUAAACUAGGAAAUAUGAGAAAAUGUUCAAAGACUUUUAAUGAAAGAAUGACAGAACUUACAUAAAAUAUUCAAAGUGACAUCAAAAGAGUUUAACUUUCCGGUCAGGUGUUUUCAGUGUUGACUCUGAGCUCCAGCUGGGGGUCAAAGUGAACUUGAAUAUCAAUGAUCUGGAUAUCUUUUCAGCUGACAGGUUGCAUUUACAGCUUUGGUGCAGAUAAUUGUAUGGCAGAAACUCGACUUUUUACAUGUAUUAAAACACAACCAUAAAUUUAUUGUGUCAAUUUGCACUCCUUUAUGACUACUCCACUCACUGAGACAAGAAAUGACAGCUAUGAAUUGAAUGCAAUCAAACAUCUCUCUCUUGUGCUCUCUCUUCAGUGGCAGACCCAGCUCCAUUCAGUGUCCAGGCUGAGGUGACACUCAAAACAAACUACUUUGCCACCAAAGAUAUGCUGACUCACUUCCUGCCAAUCAUCAAAGCUGGAGGUAUGGACUCAGACCAGACAGGGUUUUUUUUAUACACAGAUCAGCGCACAACCUAAUUUACAGCUUUAAAAAUUGGCAGACUACACCAGUGGCUGUUCUACUCACCAUUCCAAUUUUAGAGUUUUUUGGGCUGAAUUCAGAAUAACUAAACUAAAAAAAAAUGUUUUUGAUAACUUGUUGGCAUUUCAUAGCUCUUGAGGUUUUGUCUGAACCAAAGCUGGUACAUAAUGAAAUUAUACCUAAUUAGAAGAGGAGAUAAAAUGAGCCCGUUCCUGUCAUGUUUUUAACAAUAUGUGGGCUUAGACAAACACAACACACAAUCAAAUCACUUGUGAUUUCUGCAGCAUUUCUAAAUCAGGGCAGAUCGGUUUGGCAUGCUGUUAGAGAAACACAUGAAUAGGUCUAGUUGGCAGAUACCAGAUUGAAUCAACUUGUGUGGGUGUGUGUAUUUUAGGCCGUGUGGUGAAUGUCUCUAGCUUCGUCAGCGUGCUCGCUCUGAACAAGUGCAGCCCGGCUCUGCAGCAGCGUUUCCGCAGUGAGGACAUCACUGAGGAGGAGCUGUCGGCGCUGAUGCAGAGAUUUGUUGAGGAGGCAAAGGCAGGCGAACACAAGAAGGGCGGCUGGCCUGACACGGCAUAUGGAAUAUCCAAAACUGGGCUGACGGUAUGACCCAUUACUCUGUUUUAAAAACUUAAGUUAACAAAGGUUGGAAGUUUGAAGGUCUUAAAAUGUAAAAUAGUUCAGUGAAUCUGGGGAAAUUAUUGUCUUCAGUCUUAAAAUUUGGGCACUAAAAGUUUUAGAGACUGAUAAAAAACACUUACUAUAUGUAUGCUCGAUUUUUUUCUCUCUCCAGACUCUGUCAAUGAUCCUGGCUCGUCGCCUGUCCAAGGAAAGGCCAAAUGAUGGGGUAAUCACAGUUAUAUCAAAAUAAAAGUCUUAGUAAUUUAGUUUUAGUGAAAGCGUUUGUUGCAAAGCAUAUUUCUGAUGAAUUUAUGUUUUUUUUCCUCACCUAGAUUUUACUGAACGCCUGCUGUCCAGGCUGGGUGCGCACUGACAUGGCGGGCCCAAAAGCCACCAAAUCACCAGAGGAGGGUGCUGUUACUCCGGUGUACCUGGCACUGCUGCCUCCUGGAGCCACAGAACCUCAUGGAAAGUUUGUGUCAGACAAAACAGUUCAGACGUGGUGAAAAAGGCAAAAGGUUUUUUUAGCAUUAAUGUCUCCAUUCAAACACUAAAGUGACCAAAAUGUACAAACAUGAUAUUCUGUUAAAAACACAGAAUCACAAAAUCUGAAAAACUUAAAAUACUACGACCCAUUAUCAAGCAAUGUACUACCUUUUUAAUACAGAAGUUACUGGCUUACACUUAUUUGUACUAUCACACCCAAAUCAAUCAGUGAAUGACUUACAAACUGUAAUAACUUAGAAUUCCAGGCAUCAUCUUUGAAAAAAGCAUUUGUUGCUGCUUUCGUAUCCCUUCUCUUUACUCUGUUUUGACUUUGCCUUCAGGAGUGCCAGUUGUUCUCUCAAAAAAGGAAAAUUUGCCUUAAUUGCUUCAACCUUUAUAUCAUUAUAUCACAUGAAAUAAGACUGCCUUUCUGUUAGGAAUAGAAAUAGAACACUUUUGUACUGUUUGACUUUGCUUUCCUGUGAAAAACAAUAAAGAAACUUUAAAGUUGAAGUGCCAAAAUUCUUGUUAAGGAAAUAUUUGCAGAGUUCUGUAACAUGAACUGGAUUAAUAAAACCUGUUGAGAUUCAA
Molecule: messenger RNA, 4552 nt
Organism: Xyrichtys novacula (pearly razorfish)
Lineage: Eukaryota; Metazoa; Chordata; Actinopteri; Labriformes; Labridae
Source: the annotation of a GenBank genome assembly